AUGCCUUCCACAACAAUCAAGCUCAAAGAUCAAUCCUUGUAUGUCGACAAAGCCGUAAUCGAUGGCCAACUUGUCGAAGCCAUCUCGGGCAAACGGUUCGAUGUUGAAGAUCCAUCAACUCGUGAAGUGAUCGGUUCUGCACCUGAGAUGGACACCAAAGAUGUAGAACGAUCAGUCACUGCUGCUCAAAAUGCAUUUCAAACAUUCCGUAAGGUUUCGGGUCGCGAACGUGCAAGAAUGCUGAGAGCAUACAAUGACAUCAUCCUUGCCAACGCGGAAGAUUUUGCAAAGCUCAUCGUUGCUGAAAAUGGUAAACCUCUCAAAGAAGCUCAAGCUGAAGUUGUGUACGCUGCAAGCUUCUUGGAGUUCUUCUCUGGAGAGGCCGAACGCACAAACGGUCUUACGAUUCCGGCUGCCAAUCCUACAAGUCGUAUCAUCACGAUCAAACAGCCUAUCGGAGUUGUGGCAUCCUUGUGCCCAUGGAACCUGCCAAUCGCAAUGGCUGCCCGCAAAAUUGCAGCAGUGAUUGCUUCAGGUUGUACGACCGUCGUCAAGCCAGCAGGUGAGACACCAUUUGCCACAUUGACUUUCUGUCACUUGGCUGAAAAGGCUGGUAUCCCAAAAGGUGUCGUAAACUGCAUCACCGGAUUGAAGACAACCGCCGAGAUCGGAAAGGCCUUGUGUGAAGAACCAAGAGUAAAGAAGAUCAGUUUUACAGGUUCAACGGCUGUUGGAAAGCUUUUGGUGAAGCAAAGUGCAGACACACUCAAAAAGAUGUCUUUGGAACUUGGUGGUAAUGCACCUUUCAUCGUUUUUGAAGAUGCAAAUUUGGACGAUGUCAUUCCACAAUUGUUUGCUACUAAAUUACGCAAUUGCGGUCAAACAUGUACGGCUGCCAACCGUAUCCUUGUGCAAAAGUCGAUCGUACCUGACUUUGUCAAGCGUUUGCAAGGUGCAAUCGAGAAGAUCCCGGUCGGAGGAGGAAAGGACCCUAACGUUGGUCUUGGUCCUUUGAUGUCAGAGCGAGGUGUCGAUAAAGUCAAGACGCAUGUUGAUGAUGCGCUAGGCAAAGGUGCUACGCUUUCAUGGCAAGCCGACAAGUCCAAGUAUAUCAAAGACGAGUUCAAGAACGGCUUCUUCUAUCCACCAACGAUCAUCACUGGUCUGACGUCCGACAUGCAAAUCUGGAAAGAAGAGAGCUUUGGACCUUUGAGUGCCAUCGGCAUUUUUGAAGAUGAGCAAGAAGCAUUACAGAAAGCCAACGAUAGUCAAGUCGGUUUGGGCGCUUACUUGUUCACCAAGGAUAUCGAUCGAGCAUGGAGAAUGGCAGAAGAGAUUGAGACCGGAAUGGUGGCCAUCAAUCAUGGAAUGCUAAGUGCCGCUGAAGGUGCAUUUGGCGGCGUAAAAGAGAGCGGAUAUGGUAGGGAAGGGUCUGUUCUAGGAUUGGAUGACUAUUUGCAAAUUAAAACACUCAACUUCAGAGUGGCACCUGCAAAGUGA
Messenger RNA from Meira miltonrushii, 1500 nucleotides. RefSeq names its product succinate-semialdehyde dehydrogenase. The record is from RefSeq and is a predicted model, not a curated record. The transcript has 2 exons. NCBI's taxonomy places the organism in Eukaryota, Fungi, Basidiomycota, Exobasidiomycetes, Exobasidiales, Brachybasidiaceae. Gene Ontology annotation, molecular function: succinate-semialdehyde dehydrogenase (NAD+) activity. Bases 1 to 1500 code for a protein of 499 amino acids.